This is a messenger RNA of Leishmania mexicana MHOM/GT/2001/U1103, 2973 nucleotides long. RefSeq lists its product as hypothetical. Lineage: Eukaryota; Euglenozoa; Kinetoplastea; Trypanosomatida; Trypanosomatidae. The record is from RefSeq and is a predicted model, not a curated record. Gene Ontology annotation, cellular component: Golgi apparatus. Bases 1 to 2973 code for a protein of 990 amino acids. Gene Ontology annotation, molecular function: transferase activity, transferring phosphorus-containing groups. The transcript has a single exon.
AUGCGUCAGCUCGUCAUCAGACGCCCUUACGCUCAUGAGGCCGUGCGAGUGCCGGUUGCCAGCACGGAUGUGCACCCGCGCCGCAGAAAACAACGUGCCGCGGCAGGGACCCUCUCCUUCAUCGUUGCCGGCGUUGUGGCGCUUCUCUUCUUUGGCUGCAUAUUUCACGGGAUGUUGUCGUCCGCGAAUACGCGCAGUGGCGCCGCCGUCGGGGCAUCGACAACGUCAAAGGAUGAUGUGAUGGUGCGAGUGCCACAAGAUGAGAGGCUGCGCCGCCAAGGAGAGUGGACAGGCACUACUCGAGCGCCAGCGGCGAAAGGACGAACCAGCUCAUCCACGACGAAACAUGGUGCGAACAAGACUUCUGCAUCUUCCCGCUUGCCGCCUUCGACACCGCCCGCGCGCGGUGCAACGCCGCCGGCGCCGGAUGCUCUACCUGGGCCGACCUCCAAAGCUCAAUCCGAGACACUCGCUACGGUGCUAUUACCCGUUUUCGAGGCAUCCGGAACAGCGCAUGCUACCAAAACAACCGCUUCGACGCGCACCGUGACUGCCGGAUUCCAUCCAGCCCCAGCACCACCAUGGGCCCACCGUCUCCCCCCCCAGUUCCCACCAGGGGUUCGACGCCCAAACCUACCGGGAGCACAAGCUCAGUAUGCCCCGGAGGAGCCGCACCUACUGCCUGGGCUGCAGAUCCAGCGGCGCACCUUCACGCUGGCGGAGCUGCUUGAGCGCUUCGGCGACGCGGACAUCAUCUACAGCUUCGUGAACGGCAGCGAGGCGAACCACCAGUAUCGGAAGGCAAUGCGGAUGUACUGCAUGGAGGAGAUUCUCACCGUGGAACGCACCUCCUAUGCGAAGGGCUACAAGUUCCUGACCCCCGCCCCGAGCCCGGCCGAACACCCGACGACCGUCUCCACCAGUGCACCGGCAAACCCACUUAACGCUCUGUUUCGGUUCAUCCAUUGCGCACCCGAGUUUUUGAGAGGCAUGCAGCACCCCAUCCGCACAACGGGUGAUGUACUCCAGGCUCUCAAGCAUGCUGCCCGCCGCGGUGUCGACAACCGUGAUCGCGAGACGGACGAGCUGCGGCACAGCCUGCGCAGCGUGGAGCAGCACGUGCAGUGGCACCGCGGCCGCGUGGUGAUGGUGUCGCCCGGGCACCACCCGACGUGGGUGGACGGCGCGAAGAACUUCCUUGCUGGGGUGUGCGGGGGUGCGCGCGUGCAGGCGCUGCGGUCGCGCGGGACGCACCUGCGCGUGACGACUGUGCACCAGGACGCCGUGAUGCCGUACGGGAUGCGGCUGACGGUGGACUCGCACGUGAUCGAGCAGCACCUGUGGCGCGUGCGCAACGUGACGGCCGUGCACGUGUACAUGAACGACGACUACUUUGUGAACCGCGACGUUGCGAUCACGGACCUGUUCAACGAGUACGGCGGCACGAUUGUGCGGACGGAGAGGAGCGUCAUUGCGGCCGGCGCUGUCGCAGAUAGCGGCGCGUCCUGGGCAAAGGGCGUGCUGCACACGCAGCAGUUCAACACGCAAGAGCUGGACGUUCUGCACGAGGACUACCUGCCGGAGGCCCUCGUCAGCAUGUGGGACACUCUGAAGCGCGUGAACAGGAGCGCUGGUGGCGCUGCCUCGACUUCUGUUUCCGUACCACCCCUCGACGAGGCGGUCGAUGUCGCGCAUCAAUACGCGCCGGACCCGCUGCCCAACAGGUCGCUGAUACCGCGCCGCCUGCGCCGAUACGCGACCCACGCGCCGUUCGUGUACUGCACGAACAUGUUCCGCUUCUUCGAGACCCGGUACGAGCGCGAGUUUGCGGCGACAGCGCUUCGCCACCGCAGUCGCAAGGCGCGCGACCUGUUCAUCCCGUUCAUGUACAACGCCUUCAUCAUGGCGCGGCCGUGGCAGGCGUCGCCGAGGUUCCUGCCGUACCUGCUGGAGCUGCACCGGAGCCGGCGACAGGCGCGGACGGACGCGAUGCCGCCGACGCAGAUCGUGCUGGACAACGUCGACGGCUGCGGCCCCGCAUCGCUUCGCGGCGGCUUUAUGGCCUCGGAGUGCGUGUUUGCGAAGUUUGUAGAUAACACGACUUUGAACGAGGCGGUGGUGGAGCGCGUGCGGCAGGUGAACCCGCUGUACUUCAACAUCAACGCCGGGUUCAGCAGCGCGAGGGCUGCGGACCAGCUGCGCGGCUUCCUGCACGGCAAGUUUCCGACUCCGGUGUACCUGGAGGUGGGCGAUGCCCCGCCCCCCGGCGAGGGCGGCGUAGACGGCGCGGGGGCGGCCGCGGGUGGUGUGGACGCGGCGCUGCGGAGGCUGUUUGGCGACCUGAUGGCGCUGCCGGUGGUGGGUGUUGUGUCGUACGAGGAGGGCGUGUGCCCGCUUGUGCGGAGCCUUGCGCUUGCGUUCGCGGGGCACCACCGUGGCGGCGUGCGCGUGAGCGUGGAGCGGCACGGCGGCGCGACGCUGCGUGAGGCGCGCGCUGCGCUUGGGCACCGCGUGGUGAGCGCGAUGCCUGCGCCUGCGUGCGCGUACACGGAGCAGGUGAGCGUGGACUCCGCGGGACGGGGUGAGAGCGUUGCCGAGAUUGCCCGCCGCGCGAUGGGUGAAAUGCGGGGCGGCGUGGAGCUGCCGUCGACGUGCGGCGGGGGCGGCGCUGGGCUGCGCGUGCGCGGGUUCGUGGUGGACGCGCGGACGCGUGGCGCGCCCGUGCGGAGCGCUGCUGCGCUGCGGGACGCGCUUGCGGUGCCUGCGCAGACGCUGUCGCUGGAGGACUUCCGCGCGGUUGCUGUUGGGCCGUCGGCGGCCGACGUGGUGCUGGUUGUGUCGCGCGAGGACGCGGAGGCGAAGGCGGUGCACUGGGUGAAUGGUGCGUCGGAGAGUGACCUGCUUGUGACGUACCCGCUGCCUGUGGAGGCGUACGAGGACAUGGCCGCGGAGGUGCGGUGGUCGGAGCCGUAG